This is a messenger RNA of Penicillium macrosclerotiorum, 1425 nucleotides long. Its product is annotated as N(6)-L-threonylcarbamoyladenine synthase family protein. The transcript has a single exon. The record is from RefSeq and is a predicted model, not a curated record. NCBI's taxonomy places the organism in Eukaryota, Fungi, Ascomycota, Eurotiomycetes, Eurotiales, Aspergillaceae. Gene Ontology annotation, cellular component: mitochondrion. Bases 1 to 1425 code for a protein of 474 amino acids. Gene Ontology annotation, biological process: mitochondrial tRNA threonylcarbamoyladenosine modification.
AUGUUCUUGUCAAGAGCUCCACUUGCGACGUUACGCAGGUCAACUGCGAGCAUAUCGCACAAUAUUUGCGGGAGGAGAUGCAAUCUCCUCACGCUAGCGAUUGAAACAUCAUGGUGGGUUUCGCCCAAAUAUGACUGGGGGAUAUGUGCUGUUACUGACCCAGCUACCCCGAAUAGUGACGAUACAUCAGUCGCAAUCGUCGAGAAACGAAGAGAGUCUUCGGCCGAAGCCAAAGCCAGUGUGCACUUCCUCGAAAAUAUCACGUGCGAUUCAAGAGAGCACCGCGGCAUUCACCCGAUUCUUGCCCUCGAAUCCCACCAAGAGAACCUCACGAAACUUGUUGACAAGGCCCUCAAGAAUCUGCCGCCUGUGCAGAAUGGAUCGGGGUCAAUUACGCUGGCAGAUGGCUCCCUGCGCCGCCGACCAGACUUCAUCUCCGCUACGAGAGGUCCUGGCAUGCGCUCCAACUUGUCAGUCGGUUUAGAUACUGGGAAAGCUCUUUCUGUCGCCUGGCAGGUUCCGAUGGUUGGAGUUCAUCACAUGCAGGCCCACCUAUUGACUCCUCGACUAGUAUCAUGUCUAGGAGAAGGCGAUGCUACUACUAUAUCGAAACCUAUCUCGCCUCAAUUUCCCUUUCUAUCUAUCCUUGUCUCGGGUGGCCAUUCGAUCCUGGUCCACUCGAAAUCCCUCACAGGUCAUAAAAUCAUGGCCUCAAGCGAUGAUAUCGCUAUGGGAGAAGCUCUGGACAAGUCUGCGCGAGAGAUUCUCCCUCCGAAUGUGCUUCAGGAGGCAAAGAGCACGAUGUAUGGCAAAAACCUGGAGCAGUUCGUCUUUCCCAACGGCAAGGCAGAUUUUGCUACUUACCAACCUCCUCUGACUCGGGGAGAGGAGGUGAUUAAGCGCAAAAGUGCAUGGGGCUGGAGCGUGACUACCCCAUUCGCAAAUACUCGCACGUUACAGCUCAGCUUCUCAUCUGUCUCGAGUAUGGUCAGCAAAAUCGUCAACGACAAGGGUGGAUGCCUCUCCGAUGAAGAGAGGGUGGAUCUGGGCCGAGAAGCAAUGCGCGUCUGCUUCGAACAUCUCGCAUCGCGGACUAUUAUUGCGCUUGAAGCGCUUCGCCUCAGACAUCGCGACGACGAGGAGAUCCAGACUUUGGUUGUGAGCGGCGGUGUCGCGGCCAAUAAAUUUCUCAUGCAUGUCCUCCGCUCUUUCCUAGAUGUCCGUGGGUUUGAGCAUAUUAAGAUUGUUGCUCCCCCGCCGUAUCUUUGUACCGACAAUGCGGCCAUGAUCGGGUGGGCGGGAAUCGAGAUGUUUGAGGCUGGAUGGAGGACGGAUCUGAGCUGUCGUGCUCUUCGCAAAUGGACCCUCGAUCCUCAAGCUGAUGAUGGUGGAAUCUUGGGACCUGUCGGAUGGUUUCAGGCCUAA